AUUACGUGGGAGGGGAGAUGAGAUGCCCUUCUCAGUAGAGAAUCGCUGGGGUCUCCUGGCUCUCAUGGUCGGCUUCUUCGGCAGCGGCUUUGCCCUUCUUCCCUUCGUGGUGGUGCGGCACCAGCUGCUGAAGAAGUAGCGCAGAGCA
Molecule: messenger RNA, 148 nt
Organism: Lethenteron reissneri (Far Eastern brook lamprey)
Lineage: Eukaryota; Metazoa; Chordata; Hyperoartia; Petromyzontiformes; Petromyzontidae
Product: cytochrome c oxidase subunit 7C, mitochondrial
Biological process (GO): mitochondrial electron transport, cytochrome c to oxygen
Cellular component (GO): respiratory chain complex IV
Source: RefSeq, a predicted model, not a curated record